Theileria annulata is the source of this 969-nucleotide messenger RNA. RefSeq lists its product as uncharacterized. The record is from RefSeq and is a predicted model, not a curated record. NCBI's taxonomy places the organism in Eukaryota, Apicomplexa, Aconoidasida, Piroplasmida, Theileriidae. The coding region runs from base 1 to 969 and encodes 322 amino acids. The transcript has 4 exons.
AUGUUUCGUCUAAAAUCUAUGGAGACAGUGUAUAUAUUCUCAUGCUACCAGGGGAUCACAACCAUAAUAUUACAAGUAUUAAACAGUUUAGAGGUGACCAAGUCCAAAAGCAAGCAGAAAAAUAGUUGCCAUUAUGAAGAAGACUAUUUCUGGCAGUAUUUACAGGAGUUUGAUCCUACACUGGAAAAGCCUGAUAUUUUAUACAUUUUGGACCUUUUUCCCCUAAAAAACAAGAGAUCACUUUUCACGAAUAUAUUCACAAGCCAAAAGUUGACACGGAAAACUACCUCAAACCAGUUAAAAACAAGAGAAAAUGUAGCUGAAAAUAUAACAGCUGAAAAUUCUAUGUUUAAGAUGAGUUAUUCCUGUGAAGAUAUACAAACUAGUUUGGAAACAACUUGGCUUGAAUUGGUCGGGAGCAUGAGACUAACAUCUAAAGACUCCAAAAUACACUUGUUCCAUAGAGAUGUUCCUACCUUAAAAAACAUAUAUAAAUUACUACAGCCCCUUUCACAAGGCUAUUCGGAUCUGAAAUUUAUUUCAUUUUUGGAGAGUAUAAUUUUUUCUGAAAUUCCGACACCAAUUGGAGUUUUAAAGGCCUUUCCACUUCCAUUCGCUUCAAUCACAGCCACUCUUUUGGUCCAGGUAAGGAACAUUUCCACAAAAUUAUUUCAGACGAGGGGCGAGUUGGAACUCCAAACUGUCAAAAUUCGAGGCGAUUUAAAGAACUCCAAAGAUUUGAAAAAUAUUACACACGUUUCAAUACUAAUGAUAUUUCCGCAAUUGGAAAAUAGAAAAAAAUUUGUUAAAAGUUUGAAAUUGAUAGAAAACACAGUUUCAACGACGGUGUUGAUAAGGGUCAGUCAGGAAACGUUCAUGAACGGAACACUAGUAUCAGUGCCAACGGACAAGAAAAUGAUACCAAGAGGUGUUCCAUGCCAAGUUCUAAUAAACCAAAAGAUGAUUUAA